AUGGCGCGGGCGCUGCGCGCCGCGGGGCUGCGGCCGCGCGUGCGGUUCGGGCCCAGCCCCACAGGUUUUCUACAUUUGGGUGGCCUUCGGACUGCUUUGUACAAUUAUAUUUUUGCCAAAAAACACCAAGGGACUUUCAUAUUGAGAGUGGAGGAUACAGAUCAAAAUCGAGUGGUGCCUGGCGCUGCAGAAGGAAUAGAAGAUAUGCUAGACUGGGCAGGUAUUCCACCUGAUGAGAGUCCUCGCCGGGGUGGUUCUUUUGGACCCUACCAACAGUCACACAGACUUGACCUUUAUAAGAGAGCCAGUGAAGUGCUUUUGGAAAAUGGCACAGCUUAUCGCUGCUUUUGCACCCCUCAGCGUCUGGAAUUGCUGAAGAAGGAGGCUUUGCGGAACCAACAAACCCCACGGUAUGAUAACCGAUGUCGGCACCUGACAUCCAAAGAAGUGGCUGAGAAACUCUCGCAAGGCUUUGACUGGGUAGUCCGCUUCCGACUCGAGAAAGGUGUGGAGCCCUUCCAGGACCUGAUCUAUGGCUGGAGCAAGCAUGAAGUGGCUGAUGUGGAAGGCGAUCCAGUGAUUCUGAAGGGAGACGGCUUCCCCACUUACCACCUGGCAAAUGUGGUGGAUGACCAUUACAUGGGAAUCAGCCAUGUUCUGCGUGGAACUGAGUGGCUUACUUCAACGUCCAAGCACCUCCUUCUCUACAGAGCCUUUGGCUGGGAUCCUCCUCAGUUUGGUCACCUCCCGCUGCUUCUGAACAAAGAUGGUGGUAAACUGUCCAAAAGGCAGGGGGACAUUUUUCUGGAACGUUUUGCUACGGAUGGCUACUUGCCAGAGGCUCUGCUGGACAUUAUAACUCACUGUGGCUCUGGAUUUGCAGAGAAUCAGAUGGGGAGGACUUUGGAGGAGCUGAUCUUGCAGUUUGAAGUAGGCAGAAUUACUACCCAUUCUGCCUUACUAGAUCUUGAAAAACUCCCAGAAUUCAACAGGGUUCACCUCACCCGCCAUAUCGAGAAUGAAGAGCUACGACAGAAGUUAAUUAGAGAGCUGCAGUUGCUGGUGGAGCGUGUCUAUGGGGAUCAACACGUGGAUAAAGAGGUUCUAGAAAAGGAUUAUGUGGAGCGAAUUCUUCUACUGAGAAAAGGUCACAUAAGCCUCCUGAAGAACUUGGUGUCAUGUGAUUAUUCUUACUUAUGGGUUAGACCCUCUGUGUCCCGAGAGCAGCUACGAAUUAUUUCUGCAGAAGUGGAUGAAAUAGGAAAACUAGUCACAGAGCUCAUGACAAAGCAGGCAGCUGUUUUGACUGUGGAGGAAUUGAACAAAGAGCUGAAAAGUCUCUCUAGUUUGCUUCUGGAGGCUAAGUACAGCAGCAUGAUGAAGCUCCUUCGCCUGGCACUCAGUGGAAAGCAGCAUGGACCAAGCGUUGCUGAAAUGAUGGUGACUUUGGGACCCACAGAAGUGUGUGAAAGGAUGCACAAAGCACUAUCUAGCUAAUAAGAGGCAGAAAUGACACAAGCAGCCAUCCCUGGGUUCCGAUGAUGCAGGCCCCACAUGUCAUUGUCCUAGAGCUGUAUGUUGUCACAGUAUGAUUGUCUUUGGUCAGAUGAUUUGGGCUUUCGACCGGGAAGGUCUCAGCAUGACAUUUCCAGAUCUGUAUCUGUCUACACUUAAGCAUAAGCCGGUUCAUACAGGGGGGGACUGAAUACAGAUUUAGGUCCGUACUUAGGCUUUCAUCCUGUGGAAAUAGCCUGGUUUUCAGAUUGGGAUAAAGCAACUUUUAUCUGCAUUUUGUAUUCAGAUCCAAAGCGUGUGGGCAGGAAACAAAGUUAUUUUUGAUACUGGCAUGGUUUAUCUCAAGCAGUCGGUCUCUUUUUGGAGGGGUCUUAGCAACCAGGGACCUACAGCCACAGCUGACAGGUCCCCAACAAGUGGCAGAAGGAGAGGCUUCAGGGGUGAAGAGCUAAUGCCCUCUUAACCACUGCACAGUACCCUGCCAGCCUCACUGAGCGAGAUGCUCAGUGAGAAGGUCUGCGAACAGGAGGGCCCUUGGCUGCUUAUCCCCAUGAACUGCAUUUAUCAUGUGUAGUUCAGCUAAAAAUAUCCCCAACAAUAGGUUUCUUUUUUCCUUUUUUGGAUGAAUGGUGAUGGAGCUCUGCUUUUUAUUUAAUUCUUUCCCUAUGUGUGUCCCUCUGCAGUUACAGAGGAGGAAAAAACGCAAGGAUGUUUUACAACGACGUUCAGUAUCGCUAGUCUGUAACUCCGUGCUGUAAUAAAACCUGUGGGCUUUUUGCCUGUUGUUUGGUACGCAGGAAGCUGUCUGGGGCUCUGAAGUCUUACCUGCUUUUCCCCAGAAACUGUUUUCCAGAAACGGGCGUGCAUGUGUGCCUGUGCCCUUGUGAGCAGCGUGUUUGCAAAUGAAUUUAAUAGU
Rhea pennata is the source of this 2431-nucleotide messenger RNA. It is a transcript of the gene EARS2, whose product is annotated as glutamyl-tRNA synthetase 2, mitochondrial. The record is from RefSeq and is a predicted model, not a curated record. Bases 1 to 1497 code for a protein of 498 amino acids. Gene Ontology annotation, cellular component: mitochondrion. Gene Ontology annotation, biological process: glutamyl-tRNA aminoacylation. The transcript has 9 exons. Lineage: Eukaryota; Metazoa; Chordata; Aves; Rheiformes; Rheidae. Gene Ontology annotation, molecular function: tRNA binding; zinc ion binding; ATP binding.